Owenia fusiformis is the source of this 1368-nucleotide messenger RNA. The record is from the annotation of a GenBank genome assembly. NCBI's taxonomy places the organism in Eukaryota, Metazoa, Annelida, Polychaeta, Sabellida, Oweniidae.
AUGUUUUCACAACCUAAACGUGAACGGAAAGUAUUUAAGCGAUCAUUUGUGUGGGAGAUUGGUCAUACAUAUAGUCGUAGAGAAAUCACCAUGGCAACAGUUAGUAUCUUGAUAUGUAUGGGACUAAUAGGAUGUACACUUGGUCUCUCUGCUGAAGAAGCUGCACUGUUUGGGAACGAUGGUUCGGUAGGGGAAUACCAUGGACUUUCUGGAUGGGUCAAUAUCACUGACAACGGGGAAACUUGGAAACUUGCAAGUAAUGGUGUGCCAGAUCAUAAUACAGGCGACUUCCCGAUUGCCGGUUCUAACCCGAAUGAGAUAUCCACACAGACUCAUGAAUAUGAUAUUCCUAAAAAUCCAACCGUUGCUUCCGAGUCAACGUGUUUAGCAAUGGGGGUGAUAGGAAUUGCGAAAAAUGGUGUCGCAAUUUUCAACCCAUUUACGUUAGAAGGGUGUAAUGCGGUUGAGGGAAAUGGCGCGGAGGAAUUCGAUGAAUGUAAUGCCCACCCCGAUCAAAUGGGUGUGUACCAUUACCAUAUGGUUCCGAACUGCAUUGAAGACGGCACAAACGAUCAAUUCAUCGGUGUUGCCCUGGACGGAUUCCCAAUAUAUGGACCAUUGAAUUCAACCGGUCAAAACCUAACAAGUGCCGACUUGGACGAAUGCCAUGGAGAAACCGUGAACGGAAAUUACCGAUAUCGGGUCACUCACGAUUACCCAUAUUACCUUGGUUGUUAUAAAGGGGGGUAUGUUUCUUCCAUGGGAGGUCCCGCAAUGAUGCGCAAAAAGCGACAAAGUGGACCCCCUGGAGGCGGACCACCAGGUGGCGGUGGGGGGCAAUGCUCGUUUGCCAAUCAAGCCACUUUGGAAGCAAGUCCCUGCUACACGACUGACGGCAACGGAAAUACUGGGAAUGCCGGGAACUUUUUCCACACCACAUUCCUGUUCCGAGUUGGACUCGUCAUUGCUAGUCUUACCUUUCUUAAUAUCAAUUAAUGAUUUCGAACAGCUGAUAUUCCAAUUCUUGCCAUGGUACUCUGACUUGACCCAAGUAUGACUUAACGAGAAAAUCAAUAUUUAUUUUUGAAAUACGAGUGUCCCAUUUUUUGGACCACCUUGUAUAAUGUUCCUUAAUGGCCGUCAAAAAUACAGGAAAUGUUGUUAUUUAGUAUACUUUACAUUGAUAACACAACACAAUUAUACGAGCUGUGUUUGCUACGUCGUUUCUAUCUACUCUUAGGUAUUUGCUACGUUAUUACUAUCACUUGGCUACGUCGACGUAAAAUAUUUUGACAAAAUAACUGAUUUAUUCCAACAAAUCUUCCAAAUAUACUAUCUGACCAACGUUCUAUAUAAAUAAAAGCCAAG